AGGAAGAAGGAUGAGGAGGUCGGGGGCCACGGGGGCUACAAGGGAGGGGACAACGCGGUGAUGGCCUUCGAGGCGGCCGACGGGGAGGAUCCGCGCAGGAGGAACAUCCUGAGGAGCCUCAGGAGACCCACCAAGAAGCCCAAGGCCAAGGCGCGGCCGUCGCUGUCCAAGGCGCCGUGGGAGAGCAGCUACUUCGGGGUGCCCCUGGCCAGCGUGGUCACCCCCGAGCGGCCCAUCCCCGUCUUCAUCGAGCGCUGCAUCCAGUACAUCGAGGCCAUCGGGCUGAGCACGGAGGGGAUUUAUCGCGUCAGCGGCAACAAAUCGGAGAUGGAGAGCCUGCAGCGCCAGUUCGACCAGGACCACGGGCUGGACCUGGCCGAGAAGGAUUUCACCGUCAACGCCGUGGCCGGAGCCAUGAAAAGUUUCUUCUCGGAGCUCCCGGAGCCGCUGGUGCCGUACUCGAUGCAGCUGGAGCUGGUGGAGGCCCACAAGAUCAACGACCGGGAGCAGAAGCUCCACGCGCUCCGGGACGUCCUGAGGAAAUUCCCACGGGAAAACUACGAGGUCUUCAAAUACGUCAUCGCGCACCUCAACAGGGUCAGCCAGCAGCACCGCGUCAACCUGAUGACCAGCGAGAACCUGUCCAUCUGCUUCUGGCCCACGCUGAUGCGGCCGGACUUCAGCACGAUGGACGCGCUGACGGCCACCAGGACCUACCAGACAAUCAUCGAACUCUUCAUCCACCAGUGCCCCUUCUUCUUCCCGCUGCGGCCGCCCCCGGACACGCCCGGCUCGCCCG
Cyanistes caeruleus (blue tit) is the source of this 799-nucleotide messenger RNA. The record is from RefSeq and is a predicted model, not a curated record. NCBI's taxonomy places the organism in Eukaryota, Metazoa, Chordata, Aves, Passeriformes, Paridae.